Acipenser ruthenus (sterlet) is the source of this 3299-nucleotide messenger RNA. RefSeq names its product protein rapunzel-like. The record is from RefSeq and is a predicted model, not a curated record. Lineage: Eukaryota; Metazoa; Chordata; Actinopteri; Acipenseriformes; Acipenseridae. The transcript is spliced from 2 exons. Bases 325 to 1503 code for a protein of 392 amino acids.
AUUAGACCAUCAUCAGGGGAAGAUUGCGGGUUUCAUUAGAAAGGUGCAGUGGCGGACUGCUGUCUUGUUUUUUUUUUUCUAAUUACAUGUCAGCUGGUAGAUUCAGUAACUUUAUGGUGGUGCCAUAAAAACGUGACUAGUUUAAAGGUGUGUCUUUUGACCACAUCAUCAGCACGGUUUGGGGGUAUUGCAGAUUUUGCUGCGGUGAAUUUUCUAUUUCAGUAAGCUACACCUGCCACUGAAUUAAGGAAAUCCAAGACGCUGUUUGCCUUCCACACACUCCUAACGUCUAACACACAAGACGCCAGCACUUCCAAAGGAAAGAUGCCAAACCCACUGGAAAAAAUAGUGGCAGAAAAAAAAGAAGUGAUCGAAACGGCGAUGGAAAUGUUUGAGAAAGGAGCCGAGGUUGUAGCCAGCGCCGUGGGAGAGAUAUUUCCUAUCUGUGAGGUGGCAGCACCAGUCCUAAGACUGGCCUUGGAUAAAGUGGAAAGUAAAGAGGUCCACUAUGUAAAAGAACAGUUUCAAGUCGUGCGCAAUAAAUUAGAUGUAAUAUCUGAUGAGGUAGAGGUCAUUAAUCAAGAGAUUAAAAAGAGUUUAGUGGAUAGCAAAUACUUUGAAGUGGAGGAAAAUCUACAAAACCAGUUCCGGAAGUAUAUGGAUAUCCUAAACGCUAAACCGCAGUUUAAGGAGGUCAAGAAGAAGCUGUUUCUUGACCACUUCAGCCGGACGGGGGGUGAGAUGAACCUCCUUCUGCUCUAUGAUGCUGUGAUGGGCCACAACGUCUUUGGGGAGUCCGUUCUGGAGAUUGCCCUGAAUUACGAAGGGAAAAAUCGCCGCGUUCUAGAAGAUCUUUUCAUGCGUCUCAAAGAGCUCUUCUGCAUCGGCCUGAUCGCUUUGCUCGGACACGCAGCCGUAACUGACGGAGACGAUGAAUCGCUGAUCGAAGAAUGGAAUGGGAAAAUGCUGGAAGUGGAAACCAAAAUGAAAUCACUGAUAGACGAAUGCAUUGACGGUUUUGCGGAGCAGGCUCAAGUCGACACUGAGAAACUGAUAAAGGAAAAGAACAUGAUGGACAACCAAGAAACCGCCAAAGAGAUCCACGGUUUUUUAAAGAGGAAAUACGACUGGGUGAAAUGGUCGGUCCGCGUUUACAAGCAUUCAGGCAGCAGCUUCAGCAACUGGAGAGCGGGCGACAACUAUCACUGCGUGACUGGAAAACACUGCUUUGAUUUGUUGCAAGUCAACAACAGUAAUGUGGUCGUGUCCUACAGUAGCAAUCCUCUACCUGUUGACAAAGAUCACAUCCGUCAGUUAAUGGAAGGACAGUACAAGAAAGAUGAUGCCAUGAAUGUAGCCGAACAUCUUUCUAAUGAGGUGCCUGGGUGCGUGGUGCAUGCUGUUAGCCGCUAUAAGGAGAUAUGGGCAUCAUGGAAUUUUCCAGAUGAGUGUCAUUAUUGGGAAAAACACAAAAAUGUCUCUCUGUGUGUCCAUUCAGAAUAAUUACUCACUUCUACGAUCUCAGCCUUCACAGCAAUUCUUCCUGUAAUAAUACCCCUCAUACAAGUUUUCCAUUGUAAAAGCAUUGUAAAACACACAUUAUUAUUAUUUAUUUCUUAGCAGACGCCCUUAUCCAGGGCGACUUACAAUUGUUACAAGAUAUCACAUUAUUUUACAUACAAUUACAUUUAUUUUUUACACAUUAUUGGGUUUUUACUAGAGCAAUCUAGGUAAAGUACAGCAGCAGCAGUGUCCCCCACCUGGGAUUGAACCCACGACCCUCCGGUCAAGAGUCCAGAUCCCUAACCACUACUCCACACUGCUGCCCACAUAUGGAAUAUUAAAAAACAUGGCAAACCAUCGUAAACUAAUGCAUAGUAUAAACAUGGGAAACCUGCAAAAUUAUUGAGCAAAUUUACCAUGGAAAACUUUUAUAGGGGACUGUGGAAUGGUGUGGUGCAGAGAAACAAGCUGAAGUCCAAACAGUUUUAAACAAAACAACCAGGGUUGUUUUUUUACUUCUUUUCUUUUUUUCAAUUAAGCCCAAAUGGGCUGAGGGAGGGCAGGCGUGCUCAAACGCACCAAAACCAAAUGAAAGGGUAAAUUAUAUUCCAUGACCUCUGUUUACGUCCUCUGUCAUUACAAUCGUCCCGUCCGUCUAGUCUCCUUGUCGUCCCAGACACCCCUGUCUGUGCUUAGUCUGAGGGGGGCGCAGAAGAGAAAUAAGAACACACACACACAACUAAACAUUCAUUUGUCUCCCGCUGUCUUGCAACACCAAAAUCCUUUGUUGUGAGACAGCGCGCUUCCAUACUAAGCAGGUCAGUCGCUUGAAUCACCUCAUCGGAUCAGUAGCUAAAAUACAGUACAGAGGCGCUAAUGUGGAAGCAAGUUAAUACAUUUCCAAAUAUCCUUUACACUCAGCUGUUCAAAUUAGGGUGCUUUGUUUAUUGAAAUGUUUCUUCUCUAGUUAAUUCACACUAGAAGAACAUUUUUAUUACAAGAAGUAAUUUACUAUAAGUGACUGCUGAAUUUGGCCGGGACCAUGGUAUUAGGAAAUUCGUCUUACAACGACAAUUGACCGUAUUUUUCAACAUAUUCCCGGUUGUUUUGAUAUUUUUAUGACCACAUUUUAGGUAAAUCAACUAAGGAAAACCUUUGCUGAACUUUUUCCAGGAGAAUUUUUUUUUUUUUGUAAACAUCGCAGUGUAUCUAGUUCAUCCCUCAGUCCAGCAGCAGUGCUUGUGGUUGAAAUGAGCGAUGUAUUGUGGGAACAGAAAACCAGCCUUGUUGCAGGAGGGAGUGUGAUCUGGAUACACGGCGGCCCUUUCUCCUGUCGAACGCUCUCCAGUAAAUGUUGCGAAAUGGACUGAUUUAUAACGCAUGGUGUGUGAUUAAAAGUUUCAAAUAAGUCGUUGAUAUAAUACGUCUCUUGUUUCUGCAGAGAGUUCUGUAACACUUCAAUUCUGUAGUGCUGUAAACAAAUGCAAUCCAGCUGUGGUUUAUCCCAUGAAUAGCUUCUGCUAGUCAGUAUUAGUAUGGGACAAAUAUUGCACUUUCAUAUUCAUUUUAACGCUGAGAUUAGCGUGAUCAGUGUGACGGGAUGUAGCAUGUAGCUGUUGUAUCUGUGUCUUGUGAAAUGCAUCAAUCUUAAGCCUGCAUUAUUUGCACUACAGGUGUACGUUUCUAGAAGUUGUUUGAAACAUGUUAUAUUAUAUGAAGAUAUAUGACUGCUUAAAGAAACUAGAUGUGUUGUACUUCAAACCAGUGCAUAAAUAAAUCCAAUAUAAAAACCUGGA